GCGCCCCGGCCGCUGGGCGCCGCCCUCGGACGAGGCCGCGGAGACGAGGCCGACAGGGGCGGUCGGCUUCACAGAAGCGUGCGGCCGCGCCGCCUGGCCGCAGCUCCGCCCAGGGCCGCCCCCUGGCGAGGCGGCCGCAGGCGCCUGCGGCCCCGCUGCGCCAGCAGCGCCCGUGGGCGCCCCGCAGGAGCCCGUCCAGAAGCACCCGCUGGGGUCCGCCGAGAGCCUUGAGAUCGCCCCGUCGCGGCAGGAGUGCAGCACCCAGACGCCCACGGACGUCGACGCCGACAGCCGGUUCAGCUGGACCGCCAGCCACACGGACUGGGCGUCUCAGUACGGUGGGCCGCUCCGGAGCUGCCGAGGGCCGCGGGGCAGUCGCAGAGUUCCAUCAGCCGCCCGCAGCGGUUUACGGAUGACGGAAGUUGUGCCGCCCGCGCGGUGGAUUUUCCCUUGUGAGCGUGAGGCACACGUUCUCGUUUCGUGUUUUUGGAAUCGCUUCGCUCUCUCUGCCGGCCCAUACUGCCUCACCGGAUGUCGUUUGUCGGGGUGUUGUUGUCGAUGCGGAGCCGUUGGGCGGCUGGACUCCUCCUGGAGCGUUUUGGGCUCUUGGAGGCCUUCUGGGCUGUUUUUUGGCGAUGUUGUGAGCCUCCUCGGCAGUCUUCGAGCUCCGGGAAACCGAG
Messenger RNA from Prorocentrum cordatum, 680 nucleotides. NCBI's taxonomy places the organism in Eukaryota, Dinophyceae, Prorocentrales, Prorocentraceae. The record is from the annotation of a GenBank genome assembly.